This is a messenger RNA of Acyrthosiphon pisum (pea aphid), 1469 nucleotides long. It is a transcript of the gene Ucp4A, whose product is annotated as Uncoupling protein 4A. The coding region runs from base 218 to 1189 and encodes 323 amino acids. The transcript is spliced from 7 exons. The record is from RefSeq and is a predicted model, not a curated record. Gene Ontology annotation, biological process: transmembrane transport. Lineage: Eukaryota; Metazoa; Arthropoda; Insecta; Hemiptera; Aphididae.
UUUAUAGUCUACAGAAUUGUUUAAUAGAAAAAAUAGGAUCCUACUUAAUAUAAACUAUCUACUUCCUUAUUCUCCCGAAUAUAGGUACUCAGUAUUUUAUCUACCUACCUUUGUGUUUUAUUUCAUAUCUAAUCUCUGAGUUUGACGCAGUCACCGGUGACUCACAUUUCAGUAACGCGUCUGAUGAUAAUAAUAACAGUGUUUAAUAAAACCAAUAAUGGUAUUCACACAAGUGGUAUCCAUCAAAGACAAAGCACCUGGAACCAAAGUAUACAACUAUGCUGAUUCAUUCUGGUGUACAUAUAUUGUGUCUGUGGCGGCUGCCAGUGUUGCAGAAAUAUUGACAUACCCAUUAGAUUUGACCAAGACCCGUCUGCAAAUACAAGGUGAAGUAGCUACAAGCAGUAAACCUACACAGUAUAGAGGCAUGUUAAAAACAGCUAUCGGCAUUGUCAAUGAAGAAGGUGCACUAAAAUUAUGGCAAGGUGUGACGCCCGCACUCUAUAGACAUGUAGUGUAUUCUGGUAUUAGGAUUGUAUCGUACGAAACCAUGCGUGAUAAAUUAUUAUUAAAAAACGAAGAUGGAUCAUUUCCAAUUUGGAAAUCGGCCAUAAGCGGAGUCAUGUCUGGUGUUAUUGCUCAGUAUGUUGCUAGUCCAGCUGAUUUGAUCAAAGUUCAAAUACAGAUGGAAGGCAAACGACGUCUGAUGGGAGAGCCUGCUAGAGUGUUAAGUGCAGCACAUGCGUUCAAAAAAAUAGUAUCUGAAAGUGGUGUCCGUGGUUUGUGGAAAGGCUCAAUACCCAAUGUACAACGUGCUGCUCUUGUAAAUCUUGGUGAUUUGACUACUUAUGAUACAGCUAAGCAAGUAAUUAUGCAUAAAACUGGAUUACCUGAUUCACAUCUACUGCAUUGCCUUUCUAGUAUAUGUGCUGGAUUAGUAGCAGCUACAUUAGGAACUCCAGCAGAUGUUGUAAAAACACGUGUUAUGAAUCAACCAACUGACAAAAAUGGAAUUGGUUUGAUAUACAAAGGAUCUUUAGACUGCUUGUUUAAGACUAUUGAAAAUGAAGGGUUUUUUGCUCUUUACAAAGGAUUUUUACCUGUCUGGAUUAGAAUGGCUCCCUGGUCAUUAACUUUUUGGAUGAGUUUUGAACAAAUACGCCAUAUGCUCGGUGCUACUGGAUUUUAGAAUUUACAGAGUAUAAUCAUUAGAUCUCAUUUUUAUUAUGUUUUUCAACUUUUACAAUAGUUCUAAAAUAUGUCAAGAUGUUUAUUUUCAUAUUCUCCGUUAUCAUAUAGAAAAUUUAGGUCAUGAAUAUACACAGUGCACACUACACAUAAUUUUUUUCAUAGGGUCUAGACUCUAGGAAUUGACUUCCGUACAAGUAUUAUGGAUUAUAUUAUUAAUCAAAAUCAAUAAUAAGACAACAUUAUAACAGUAACAUUGACAAACCAUCUCUAUCAAGCAA